Molecule: messenger RNA, 2834 nt
Organism: Myzus persicae (green peach aphid)
Lineage: Eukaryota; Metazoa; Arthropoda; Insecta; Hemiptera; Aphididae
Product: leucine-rich repeat and death domain-containing protein 1-like
Exons: 5
Coding region: 1093-2220 (375 amino acids)
Molecular function (GO): protein binding
Source: RefSeq, a predicted model, not a curated record
AAAAAAAAUGUCAUCUGCUUCAAGAAUGAAUUUUUUUCAUUUUUUACAAGACUUAUUUUAAUUUCCAGUUAUCAAUUGCAAUAGAUAUCAAAUCACAGAGUUACUGUGAAAAAUAGUUUAAAAUAUCAGUAGUUACAGGCAUCUAAAUAAAUAUAGUUUAGUUUAGUGAAUUACAUUAAUCUAUUAAUUCUAAGUGUAUAAAGUAGCAUGUAUGUACUUCUAUUAUUAUUUUUGGAUUGAAAUAUUUUUCUUUAAAUAAAUCUUUAAAGAAUAAACAAUUAUGUGUUUUUAUUUAAAUGGUUAACCUUUGCUCUAAUUAGAUCACAUCUCAUCAUGCAAUUUUUAGAAAGUAAUAUGUUGUUGUUUAUUAUUUUAAUUAUAUGUAAGUUGAACAUUGUAUAAUAUAGGUAGUUAUGAUAUCAUUGUUUAACAAUAUACAUCUAGUUUUGGAUUAUGAUUAUUAUUUUAUCAUAAUUAAUGUUCUAUAUAAAACUACAUAAAUCCAACCAUUAAAAUCUCCCACUCAAAAAUCAAAACACAAAUAUGGUAUUUCCGAACACUUUGUUCGUUGACACAAGGCCUUAUCAAAAAUUCUUGUUAAUAUGCAUGCAGAUUGUCUUCUGUAGGCUUUGUUAGAAAAUAAAUAAUACUAUUAAUGUAAAUGUUCCAAGCCCGAAGAUCAUUUCACUAAACUACGUAUUCUAUUGUGCCCAAAUUCAAACGUCACCCCUAAACAUGAAUGUAUACUCGCUGAAAACACAAAAUCAUGAUUUCAAAAUCAAUAUUUGGUCCAACACCAAUUUAAAUAACGCGUGAGUACUUAAUAUUACAAAUAUAUUACUGUACAUUUUAAUUUAUAAUUGUGCGCAACCUGUAUCUAGGGUAGUAAUUUUCUAACGACACGAAAAUCGUGUUCUAUGGUAGUUAUUAUUACUCCGUUGUUAAAGAACCAUCCGACCAAACGAAUAUUAUGAUAUGAUCUACUAACCUUAUAAACGCGUUUUUUGAGCUACUGCCAAUGAUUAUUUUUACUUUAUAGUUUCUAUUCUAAACCCUUUAACAAAAAAUACUUGCGAAAAAUUUGUUUUUGACAUGCUCCGCAAAAUCACGACGAUGACGCUCGGCAUCGGUCAUAUCCUGCACUGGAACGACAGAAAUCUCCUAGAGUUUCCUGAAGACUUGAAACGGAACACUGACGUGGUGUAUCAGCUCUACAUUAAAAACAACUUUAUCGAAAUACUACCUGGAUGGAUUAACAGCUUGACUAAAUUGACUCACAUCUACUUGGACAACAACAAACUGUCGACAUUUCCGUUGGAACUUUGCGAGUUGAAGGGGCUGGAAGUGCUGUGUGCGCCGUGCAACUCCAUUACGGACAUACCUUCCGCACUGACGGCGCUCAAGCGACUGACGCAGCUGAACUUGUCACGCAACCGAAUAAGAAACGUCCCUGGCGAUGUUUUGAACAUGCCCUCCCUGUGGCUAUUGGACUUGUCUCACAAUGAAAUCGAAAAUCUGCCAGAAGUCUACCCAGACAAAUUGUAUUACGGUGAAAUCUUAUUGAACGGAAACAAGCUGAUCUCUGUGCCGGACAAUCUCAGUCGUCUGAAGAACAUCGAAUACCUAUCGCUGUCCCACAACAAGCUCCUUUACGCGCCUGCGGUAGCUUUCAGGCCGGAAGCCAAUAUCAACAUGGACCAUAAUCCUUUUUUGAAUUACAUGCCAGCCAAUAUUAAUUCGAGACGCGACUGUAUCAGAGCAGAAUAUUGCGGGACACAACAAUUUCUGGAAGUUCACAUGUUGCCAAAUAUAACGCUAACGUGCGAUGGUCACAAUCUGAUUAUAUCACCUAAAAUCAAAGAAGUGUUCAGUGUCCUAGGAAAUGCACACUGUCCCACUUUGAAAGAAUUUGCCCUCAGGGCACUCUACGUUUGGAAGACGCCAUUUUCCAAAGAUUGUGUCCCAAAACAUUUGUGCGAACAACUGUUGUCCGGUCCAGCUGCUUCCUGUAUGCAAUGCUCGAGACCGAUGUUCACAUUCAGCUAUAUGUGUUUAUUACAAUAUGAUUUUUUUUACAGAUCACACACUCACUUCAAUGUCCAAUAUUUUUGUUCGAAAUCGUGUCAUGGAGCAUUUAAGCAAUUAAUAACAAAUCGUUACCAAAUGGUUUUACAAGAACUGGAUUUUAAAAUUAAACCUUAUGGAUUUUUUCAAAGUUAAUUGUCAUUUUAUCGUUAUUUUACUUUUGAUGUUCCUAAUUUUACCAUUAUAUUUAUUAUAUUUAUUAAUUUAUUGAAUUCCAAAUAAAAUAAUUGUACCUAUUGUGUAUUUAUAAUUACUGUGCCUAUCGUCGUUUAUUCGUAUAGAUAAUUUUCACUAGAAAUUCCAAUUGAAACUUAAGUUAAUGGUUUCAAAAAUCAAAACUUGUAUGAUACCUCGAGGCUCAAACAUCUGCCACGUAUUAUGACUUGCUUUAAAAAUUAUUUUUAAAUGUAAGUUGGUAUUUUUUUACGACCAUACUACUAUAGUAAGACAUUUUCCGUAAUAAGAAUUACCUACCUAAUAGUUUUAUUAAUUGUACUGAAAAGUGAACAAUAUUAAAGCUAUAACUAUUUAAUAUAGUACGUAUCUAUAACCUAAGUACAUUAAGGUAUAUUAUAAAUAUCAUAUUGACUUUAUCUCAUGAUCAUAUAGUAACUGUGACACAUUUACUUGUAUAAAAGUCUGAAGCAAUUAUGUAUAGCUACACCCAGUCUUAAAUAACAACUUAAUACCAAUAGCAUUUAUAGAAUAGGUAUUAGGUCGUAUUAUGUGGAAUUAUAACUGCUCGCAAA